This is a messenger RNA of Bradysia coprophila, 1087 nucleotides long. RefSeq names its product macrophage mannose receptor 1-like. The record is from RefSeq and is a predicted model, not a curated record. Lineage: Eukaryota; Metazoa; Arthropoda; Insecta; Diptera; Sciaridae.
UUCAGUUGCAGUGGUUCAGAUCGUUUGUUCUCAGUUUUGUAUCCUCAAUUAACGUCGGUAUUGCUUCACAAAUUUAUUAGACAAAAUGAAUUUCCAAUUAUGCGUUUUGUCCAUUGCAUUCACAAUGUGUUCAGCAAAUCGAAGUGAAUCUUUCCUCGAAUUUUCGUACUACAAUAAAAGCAUCCAAAUACAGUUGGUGUUGCCGGUAUUGAACGGCACAAUAUUCAAUCACAGUACAGACUCGAAGUUCGAAAGUACAACUCCAAUACUCGAAAGCAUUACUGCAAUCAGCACAACUGACCCACCUCACAACACAUUUGUGUUCAACGGAACUCAAUAUCUGUUCCACACUGAAUACAAAGAGAACUGGCUCGAUGCAAGUAGAUAUUGUUGGAAUAAGGGGAUGAGAUUGGUUGCGAUUUACUCAGCGGAAGAGAAUGCUUGGAUAGCGAAAACAAUUAAAGAGCUCGGUUACGGAAAAGACGAUUUUUGGACUGGAGGCAAGUAUUGGCCGCAACGACAAUUCAAAUGGAACGAUGCGAAUGAAAUUGAAUUCGUAAAUUGGGCUGAUGGUGAACCAGCCAAAGGCAACCUGACCUUACCCAAUAACGUCCAUUUUAUAUUACUAAAAGCGGCAGCAGAUUUCAAAUGGACCAAUGAAUGGUUCAAGUAUGAUCGAAACUAUUUCAUUUGCAAGGAAAUCGUACAAGCAAAUACUGAUCCUUUACCGCACAGCACUUUUAUGUUCACCGGAAAAAAGUUUCACUUCAACACAACAUUCAAAAUGAGUGCUUUUGCCGGCUUUUCAUAUUGCUAUGACAAGCGUAUGACGUUGCUUUCAAUUGUCUCAAAGGAAGAGGACAAUUGGAUUGAUGUGGAAGUGACGAUUUCUGGACAGGAGGUGUUUUUAAUCAAUUUAAUGGCGCAUUUGGUUGGAAUGCCAUUAACGACAAAGUUACAUUCACGAAUUGGGCCGAUGAUCAACCAAGAAAGGUUGAUGUUCGUUUUGCGCAUUGUGCUGUACUUGAAGCGUCAACGGAAUUCAAGUGGAGCAUUAGAUUGUGUCAACUUAAUUACAACUAUGUGA